AGAAAAAGAAGGGAGGCUUCCGCUCACAACAAACUUGUCCAUGACAGCUUGUAAAUGAAUAAAGUCAUACAAGUGUCAUAGAAACGGAGACAUUUAGCAACAAUGAAGCUCAACAUCGACGGUUUGUUGGUGUAUUUCCCCUACGAUUACAUCUAUCCUGAACAAUACUCGUACAUGCUGGAGCUCAAGAGGACGCUGGAUGCUAAGGGCCAUGGUGUCCUGGAGAUGCCGUCAGGAACUGGCAAGACCAUCUCACUGUUGUCGCUCAUUGUUGCGUACCACAGGGCGUUCCCUCAGGAAGUCACCAAGCUGAUCUACUGCUCCCGAACAGUCCCCGAGAUUGAGAAGGUGGUGGAGGAGCUGAGAAAGCUGAUGGAGUUUUAUGCCAAGGAGACAGGCGAGAGAAAUAACUUCCUGGCUCUGGCGCUCUCUUCCCGCAAGAACCUUUGCAUUCAUCCGGAGGUGAGCAGCCUGCGCUUUGGAAAGGAGGUGGAUGGUAAGUGUCACAGUCUGACGGCGUCAUACAUUCGCGCACAAAAUCACAUCAACCCCAACCAGCCUGUUUGUCGCUUCUAUGAGGAGUUUGACGCUGUGGGCCGGCAAGUGCCGCUUCCCACCGGCAUCUACAACCUGGAUGACCUGAAGGACUUUGGCCGCAGGAAAGGAUGGUGUCCCUACUACCUGGCACGCUACUCGAUCCUGCAUGCCAACAUCGUGGUGUACAGCUACCACUAUCUGCUGGACCCGAAGAUAGCAGACCUGGUGUCCAAGGAGCUGGCCAAGCAGUCUGUGGUGGUCUUCGAUGAGGCGCACAACAUCGACAACGUGUGCAUUGACUCCAUGAGUGUUAACAUCACAAGGCGGACGCUGGACCGUUGCCAGGGUAACGUGGACACGCUGCAGAACACCAUACACAAGAUCAAGGAGACGGACGCUGCCAAACUGAAGGAGGAAUAUCGCCGCCUGGUGGAGGGCCUGAAGGAAGCCAACGUUGCGCGGGAGACUGAUGUCUACCUCGCCAAUCCCGUACUGCCGGACGAGAUCCUAAAAGAGGCCAUUCCCGGCACCAUCCGGACCGCCGAGCAUUUUGUCGGCUUCCUGAAGCGCUUCAUGGAGUACUUGAAGUCCCGUCUGAGGGUGCAGCAUGUAGUCCAGGAAAGCGCCCCACAGUUCCUCAAAGACAUCUUUGACAAAGUCUGCAUCGACCGCAAGCCUCUCAGGUUUUGCGCCGAGCGUCUGCAGUCACUGUUACGGACGCUGGAGAUCGCAGACCUCACAGAUUUCUCCGCCGUCACGCUCAUCUCCAACUUUGCCACGCUGGUCAGCACUUACAGUCAAGGUUUUACCAUCAUCAUCGAGCCAUUUGAAGACAGAACGCCGACCAUCGCCAACCCUGUGUUGCACUUCAGCUGCAUGGACCCGUCUAUUGCCAUCAAACCAGUCUUUCAAAGGUUCCAGUCAGUCAUCAUAACGUCGGGGACGCUUUCCCCACUGGAUAUCUACCCUCGCAUCCUGGACUUCCGGCCUGUCACCAUGGCUUCUUUUACCAUGACGCUGGCUCGAACCUGCCUCUGUCCGCUGAUUGUCGGGCGAGGAAACGACCAAGUGGCUCUGAGCUCCAAGUUUGAGACCAGAGAGGAUUUCGCUGUGAUUCGUAACUAUGGCAACCUGCUCUUGGAGAUGUCUGCCGUGGUUCCUGAUGGCAUUGUGGCGUUUUUCACCAGCUACGUCUACAUGGAAAACAUUGUGGCGUCCUGGUACGAGCAGGGUAUUCUGGAGAACAUUCAGAAGAACAAGUUGAUCUUCAUCGAGACGCAGGACGCCGCAGAGACCAGUAUGGCACUGGAGAAAUACCAGGAGGCGUGUGAGAACGGCAGAGGAGCCAUCCUGCUGUCGGUGGCACGAGGGAAAGUUUCGGAGGGGAUUGAUUUUGUGCACCACUUUGGCCGAGCAGUCAUCAUGUUUGGCGUUCCAUAUGUUUACACGCAGAGUCGCAUCCUCAAGGCCCGUCUGGAGUACCUGCGAGAUCAGUUCCAGAUCCGAGAGAACGACUUCCUCACCUUUGACGCCAUGCGACACGCCGCGCAGUGCGUCGGCCGAGCCAUCCGAGGAAAGACCGACUAUGGACUCAUGAUUUUUGCUGACAAGCGUUACGCCCGAGCGGACAAGCGCGGGAAGCUUCCUCGCUGGAUCCAGGAGCACAUUAGCGACGGCAGCCUCAACCUCACUGUGGACGAGACUGUGCAGCUGUCCAAGCAUUUCCUUAGACAGAUGGCUCAGCCCUUCAGACAGGAGGACCAGCUGGGUUUGUCUCUGCUGACACUGGAGCAGCUGCAGUCAGAGGACAUGUUGAAGAAGAUCGCUCAGAUGGCUCAUCAGAGCUGAAAGCGCUCCCGAUUGACUAAUAAGUCAUCAUGUUAAGUAAGGUAAAGCAGUGACAAUACUUGAAUGGACAUUUUUCUACUCGUACUAUACUUUUCACGUAUAUCUUUUCAUUUUGUCCAUUUUUAUUACAUUCGGGUCAGUAUCACUACAAACUGCCUUUGGUGUCCUCAUCAGAAUCACUGUUAUCAUGAAAAUGUAGCAGAAGAGUAGCCAAGCAUUAGUACCAUUAUGUGAUUUGAUAAAACAAAUAAUUUUGAUCAUGUAUAUAUUAUUUUCAUAGUCAUAGUCAACAUUUUGUUUGUCCCUGAAAUUGCUGUCCACCCUCUAAUUAUGGGGUAGGCAACCCUCUUGAUGUUUUCAGUGACAUCUCCACCAGCAUUUUGUCUUCAAUGAAGGCUGAGACAGUGGACACUUGCAGCGUAAAUAUUUACACUUGUGUAAUUCAUUCAUUCAUUUCCGUACCGCUUAUCCUCACUCUGGUCACGGGUGUGCUGGAGCCUAUCCCAGCUGACUCUGGGUGAGAGGUGGAGUGCACCCUGAACUGGUCGCCAGCCAAUCGCAGGAUAGAUGUAAUUCUCAUCAUGUCAUGUGUAGUUUGGAUGUUGUCAAGCUUAACAUUUCCACUGUCAUAGUGAAAUAUCGAUGUGAAAACAUUUCAGAAAUUUGAAAUAUAAAUGUUAAACAGUACAGUCAGCUUGCCAACUGAAUCAUAUUAAGUGAAGGGCCACCAUGUGCUCAUUAAAGGCCAAAAAUGUCCACUGUCAGCAAGAUCAUAUAUUUUGUUUGCAUUGUCCUCAGCAUCUAAUAAAUACAAUAAAUACCAAGUUCAA
Molecule: messenger RNA, 3215 nt
Organism: Phycodurus eques (leafy seadragon)
Lineage: Eukaryota; Metazoa; Chordata; Actinopteri; Syngnathiformes; Syngnathidae
Gene: ercc2
Product: excision repair cross-complementation group 2
Exons: 23
Coding region: 103-2385 (760 amino acids)
Biological process (GO): positive regulation of mitotic recombination; nucleotide-excision repair; transcription by RNA polymerase II
Cellular component (GO): nucleus
Molecular function (GO): hydrolase activity, acting on acid anhydrides, in phosphorus-containing anhydrides; damaged DNA binding; ATP binding
Source: RefSeq, a predicted model, not a curated record